GAAAAGGCGGAAGUUGAAAGUUCAUACACGUCAUGGCCAAGAUGGCGGCCUCCAUGGUAGAGAGUGGAGAAGAUGCUUUUAGAAAAAUAUUUAAGUUCUAUAAGAGAAGAGAACCUCCGCCGGAUUUCAGGGAUGUAACCGACUUCUGCAGCGGGACACCGGGAGACAAGGUAGUUCCAGCUAAGCUGCAUCCUGCUGCCGUGAGCGAUGAGGAGGCCGCUCGGGUCGGACUGAAGCCCGUCAGAGAGUGGAGAGCCUUCGGCCUGCAGGACUGUCCAGGGUUCAUCUUCAUCUCCAAUCCGUUCCUUCGAGGUUCCCAGGCCUUUUGGAUCAGGCAGUGUUUGAAGACCUACCCUCAGAAACCGAACAUCUGUAACCUGGACAUGCACAUGUCUCCCUCCGACACCCAGGACAUCUGGGGCAAGAGCGCUCACGUCCUCAGCUGUCCUCCUGGAAAGAGACCAGAAAAAACUCUGCUGGAGAAGCUGCGCUGGGUCACUCUGGGUUACCACUACAACUGGAGCACCAAGACGUACUCCGCCGACAGCUUCACGCCGUUCCCGGCCGACCUCCACGCGUUGUCCGUCCAGGUAACGGCCGCCUGCGGGUUCCCGGGCUUCCGCUCCGAAGCCGCCAUCCUGAACUUCUACCGCCCCGACUCGUCUCUGGGAAUCCACGUGGACGAGUCGGAGCUGGACCACACUCGUCCUCUGCUGUCCUUCAGCUUUGGACACUCGGCCGUCUUCCUCCUGGGGGGCACCCGCAGACAGGACCCCCCCACCGCCAUGUUCAUGCAUAGCGGGGACAUCAUGGUGAUGUCGGGCCAGAGCCGCCUCCUCUACCACGCUGUCCCGCGCAUCCUCCCGGCGCCUCCGGAGCGAGCAGCAUCUCUAGAGGAUCCGAGUCCGGCGCCCCCCCUGCCCCAGGGCGGCGUCCUGGAGCCGGUGUCGGACCAAGACUGGGCGGUGAUUUCCAGGUACAUCCGGAGCUCCAGGGUCAACGUGACCGUCAGGCAGGUGCUGGGGCCGGGCCAGAGCCUCCCGGAGACCAGGGUCAGGUACCACCACGGAGCGUCAGACGGAGACGGGAGGAAGAGGAGGAGGAGCAGCGAUGAAGAGACCUGCUGAUGGUUUCUACCGACGUCUUCCUCUGCAGAGCUGCCAUGUACCUCCUCACAAUGAGAAAACCAGCAGCUUCCAGGCUGAAAUCAGGACUCGGAGAGAAGCAGACGUUUGUUUGUUUGUUUGUUUGUUUGUUUCAUCCUUUCAUCUGAAUUCUGGGUUUUAACGUUACAUGUGUUUACAUCCGUGAUGGAUUCCUGGACGGAGUCUCGGUAGAAAACCUUCAUGUCAGGAUGAAACGUAGAAACUUGACUCUCAUGUGGAAUUCAUGUUUUCUCACCUGUGAACCACAUGAAAAACUUUUCUCGCGUGUAGUUCGCCUUCUUUUCACGUGUUCAGUUCACGUGAUUCUCAUGUGAAACGUGGUUCAUGUGUGGAUUUCUCCUGUAAGGCUGUAGAGGAGCAGCGGAUGCAGCGUGAAUGUGUUGUUGUUUACGAGGUUAAAACAAAUAAAAAGAGAUGAUUCAAACUGAGCAGAUUUCCAGUCAGAUCCAACAUCUGGGAAUCAUCUGGACUUUAAUGUGGGAAUCAUCUGGACUUUAAUGUGG
Melanotaenia boesemani (Boeseman's rainbowfish) is the source of this 1669-nucleotide messenger RNA. It is a transcript of the gene alkbh1, whose product is annotated as alkB homolog 1, histone H2A dioxygenase. The transcript is spliced from 6 exons. The coding region runs from base 33 to 1127 and encodes 364 amino acids. Gene Ontology annotation, cellular component: cytoplasm; nucleus. Lineage: Eukaryota; Metazoa; Chordata; Actinopteri; Atheriniformes; Melanotaeniidae. The record is from RefSeq and is a predicted model, not a curated record. Gene Ontology annotation, biological process: oxidative RNA demethylation. Gene Ontology annotation, molecular function: ferrous iron binding; broad specificity oxidative DNA demethylase activity; oxidative RNA demethylase activity.